This is a messenger RNA of Sporisorium graminicola, 1308 nucleotides long. RefSeq lists its product as uncharacterized. Gene Ontology annotation, cellular component: nucleus. The transcript has a single exon. Bases 1 to 1308 code for a protein of 435 amino acids. Gene Ontology annotation, molecular function: protein-lysine N-methyltransferase activity. The record is from RefSeq and is a predicted model, not a curated record. Gene Ontology annotation, biological process: peptidyl-lysine monomethylation. Lineage: Eukaryota; Fungi; Basidiomycota; Ustilaginomycetes; Ustilaginales; Ustilaginaceae.
AUGCACACUAUCUCCGGCUCACCACUGGAGCUUGACCCCGCCUCGCUGCCGGCACCAGACUGGAUCCUGCUCUAUCUCAUGCUCAGCCGGCUCGCGGAAGAGUAUCUUGCGUCUCGACGACGAGAUGAAGAUGGCGUGAGAGCGGUGUUUAUGCACCUGACGUACGUCUCGUAUAUACCGAAAACCAUUACUACGCCGCUGCACUUCUCGCCGGCCGAGCUGGCGCUGUUGGCGAACACGCCGUUGCUAGGGUCGACGGAGCGCAGGCUGCGUGAGACGCUGGUCGAUUACGAACGUGCGCGACAGCUCGUGUGCGGGCACCUGACGGGUUUGAGCGGGGAUGAAUUUGGAGUGUUCUUGGCGCAGAUUCUGCAGCCGGUCAGCGCGACGCAAAUGGAGCAAGAUCCGUUGAUGGCGCGGACCUUGCACAAAGCGUUGGAGCUGUGGCGGUGGGCGGAAUCGGCGUUCACCUCGCGCUCGUUUCCCCCACGUCUCAUUGGGCUAUCUGACGCCAACCCAGGGCAACCGUCAUCCUCGGAGACGUCUGCGCCGAUCCUCAUCCCAGGGUACGACACGUUCAACCACGCACGCGCGCACCCGGUCACCUGGUCCACCACUCCCGCGGACAGCACCGUGUGCAUGACGCUCAAUUAUGCCCUCCCACACCCGCGCUGCCAGGUGUACAACAACUACGGCGGCAAGUCGAACGAGGAGUUCCUCUCCGGCUACGGCUUUACUCUCCCGACCUGCAGCGAGGAUACCAUGGCGCUCAAGCUCGGCGAAGCGACCAGCGACCCGGAGAGCACGAGCGGCACCACGCACUACUGGCGCAUACCCGCAACCGACACAGUGGACGAGCAGCCACCGAUCCAAGACGCAGAGGGACGCUUCGUCGAGCCUGCGUGUCCGGCUCCCGGGUUGCCCGCCGACAUCCGUCGCGGCUGGGCGCACAACAACAACCCACCACCCAUGUCCGACGCCGAAGCAUACGCCAACAUCAUCGAGGUGCUCGAAGCCAUGAUGCUCCGUAAGCGCAAAGCCUUCCGCGCAAGUCAGCGCACGCUUGACGCCGUACCGCAACUUCAACUGGUCGAGGGAGAACACGCGGCGUGGCAUCGAGCAGAGACGGACAUGGUGAGAAAAGAAGUGUUUGCCAACAUCGCCCAGUAUCGACACGGUCAGCUGAGGUUGUUGAAUCACGCUGUCAAGUGGUCCCAAGACGUGUUGGAAAGAGUGGCCGACGUGUUGGAUGGGGAGGACGACUUUGAUUCAGAUGAUGAGGACGAGCAAGGACAGGCGGAGCAGUAG